AUGGGGAGAGAAUGGAUGCUGGGAGAGUACCCGCAGGGUGAGGCAGAGGCGGAGACGGUGGGAGGCAGGCAUGGUGGCCAGCAGGUGGCUCUGUGGAAGGAGGCCAUGGCAGCCCGCCCCACGCUUCCCCAGGCCUUGCUCCUAGUCUCCAGACCAAGGCCUCCACGCACCCCGGCAGCCGUCCUGCUGGGUAGCCGUCCUGCUGGGUGGCCGGGGCCUCGGCAGCCCGAUGCCUUCUCCCAAGCCAGCAGCUGGGGCUGCUUCAUAGACCUUCCCAGGGUGCCCUGUAGGAGACACACCGCCGGGCCGGGGUCGGCGGGAGAGGUGCCAGCCCGCCCUGCCGCCCGCAGGCACCACGUCCACUACGUGAUCCCGUACGACGGGGACCAGUCGGUGGUGGGCGCUUCGGAGAACUACUUUGUGACGGGCAAUGUGACCAAGCAGGAGAUGGACCUCAUGCUGGGGUUGCUGCUAGGCUUCCUCAUCAGCUGGCUCCUGGUGUGGACGGACGGCGUGCUGCACCGCGCCGCGCGCGCCUGGAGGGCCGGCCGGCACCACGAUGGCUCGUGGGCCUGGCUGCCACGGCUGUGCAGUCUGCGGGAGCUGGGCCGGAGGCCACACAGGCCCUUCGAGGAGCCGGCCGGGAACAUGGUGCACGUGAAGCAGAAGCUCUACCACAACGGCCACCCCAGCCCGCGGCACCUGUGAGCCGCGCACGGGACUCUCGGGGCCACUGUGCAGAUGCAAAAGGGCCCUUGUGGACGCCCACCCAGCUGGAUGGGACUGCGGCCUCGAGCCCAGUGCGUCCUGGGCUGUGGCCAGCUGGGUUACGGCCAGUGGGCGUG
Dipodomys ordii (Ord's kangaroo rat) is the source of this 845-nucleotide messenger RNA. RefSeq names its product transmembrane protein 240 (gene Tmem240). The coding region runs from base 1 to 708 and encodes 235 amino acids. NCBI's taxonomy places the organism in Eukaryota, Metazoa, Chordata, Mammalia, Rodentia, Heteromyidae. The transcript has 2 exons. The record is from RefSeq and is a predicted model, not a curated record.